GCUUUUCUCGCUCGUGUUCUGUCUAUCCGACAUUUCUCUGUACGACUAUAGCCAAAGUUAUCCCAGAAUGCAAUAUACAGUGACGUCAUCAAAAUUCCGGUCUUUUUCUCGCGAGCAAUCAUGGCGGAUCAGAAUGAGAGAUCCUUUCAGAAGCAGCCAACGGUGUUUCUUAACAACAAGAAGAGUAUGAUCUCUGCCAAAGGGAAGAAAAAUGCUCGAUACUUCAGAAACGUUGGUCUAGGAUUUAAAACUCCAAGAGAGGCGAUGCUCGGAACUUACAUUGAUAAGAAAUGCCCCUUCACAGGAAACGUCUCCAUCCGUGGACGCAUCUUGAGUGGAGUAGUACAAAAAUUGAAGAUGCAAAGGACAAUUGUGAUCCGACGGGACUAUCUGCAUUAUGUCAAGAAAUACAAGAGAUUCGAAAAACGGCAUAAGAACAUGUCAGUACACCUUAGCCCAUGUUUCAGGGAUGUGGAAUCUGGUGACAUCGUGACUGUGGGAGAAUGUCGUCCACUCAGCAAAACUGUCCGCUUCAACGUCCUGAAGGUGGCCAAGGGUGGUGCCAACAACAAGAAAGGAUUUAAAAAGUACUAAUUUGUCAAUAAAAAAAAAAUAUCAGUGAAAAA
Molecule: messenger RNA, 626 nt
Organism: Ostrea edulis (European flat oyster)
Lineage: Eukaryota; Metazoa; Mollusca; Bivalvia; Ostreida; Ostreidae
Product: 40S ribosomal protein S11-like
Exons: 4
Coding region: 121-594 (157 amino acids)
Biological process (GO): translation
Cellular component (GO): cytosolic small ribosomal subunit; ribosome
Molecular function (GO): structural constituent of ribosome
Source: RefSeq, a predicted model, not a curated record